CCGGCUGGCAGGGUGAACUCCCGACUGCUUAAGGUCCCGGCUCCGGGAGCUGUGGGCGCGGGACGGGCCCACUGCGCGUGCGCGCACCGUCCCGCAUCCCUGGCCCCCUUCCCCCCCGCGCCCGCGACUUGGUACGGCCGGGCGGUUGGCGUCCUCUGCGGCUUCCAACCGGCGGCGGGCUUUUCAAAUCUUCCCUUCGGAGGCGCUGCGGCGCCCCGGGCUGUUUGCGCUUGUAAUGGAGGCGCCGGCCCUGAGGGGUCCGGAGCUCGGCCUGGCGGGGCUUCCCGCCCAGCAGGACUGCAGCAUCCAAGAAAAAAUUGACUUAGAAAUUCGAAUGCGAGAAGGAGUAUGGAAACUUCUUUCUUUGAGCACUCAGAAAGACCAGGUUUUGCAUGCAGUUAAGAAUCUCAUGGUAUGCAAUGCUCGAAUAAUGGCUUACACAUCAGAGCUACAGAAAUUAGAAGAGCAGAUUGCAAAUCGAACUGGAAAACGCAAUGUAAAUUUUGAAAGUCAAGGACGAACAGCAUGUAAAGGGAAGAUUGCCAUAUCAGAUAUUCGAAUACCACUAAUGUGGAAAGACUCUGAUCACUUCAGCAAUAAAGAACGAUCACAGCGCUAUGCCAUUUUUUGUUUGUUCAAAAUGGGAGCUGAAGUUUUUGACACUGACUUGAUGGUUGUGGAUAAAACAAUUACAGAUAUAUGCUUUGAAAAUGUAACCAUAUUUAAUGAAGCUGGCCCAGACUUUCAGAUAAAGGUGGAAGUGUAUAGUUGCUGUACAGAAGAGUCUUCAAUAACCAACACACCGAAAAAGCUGGCUAAGAAACUUAAGACAUCUAUAAGUAAAGCUACCGGAAAGAAAAUAAAUUCAGUGCUUCAAGAAGAUGGUCCUAAAACAGACUUGUUCUUCAGUUCAGCUGUUUUUGGUGCAAAAUAUAAUUUGCUAGCUCAUGCUACUCUGACAUUGGAAAGUACUGAGAACAGCUUCAAGACCCAUAACCUGUCUAUUAAUGGAAAUGAGGAAUCUUCCUUUUGGCUUCCCUUAUAUGGCAACAUGUGCUGCCGAUUAGUUGCCCAGCCAGCUUGCAUGGCUGAGGACGCACUUGCAGGAUUUCUUAAUCAGCAGCAAAUGGUAGAAGGUCUGAUUAGUUGGAGAAGGUUAUAUUGUGUUUUGAGAGGGGGUAAACUCUACUGUUUUUAUACCCCAGAAGAAAUUGAAGCUAAAGUGGAACCAACCUUGGUAGUGCCCAUUAACAAGGAAACUAGAAUUCGGGCAAUGGAUAAGGAUGCCAAGAAAAGAAUCCAUAGUUUCUCUGUCAUCAACCCUGGUUCUGGACAGGCUAUCACUCAGAUUUUUUCAGCUGACGAUAGAGAAGGUCUUCAGAAGUGGAUGGAAGCCUUCUGGCAGCAUUUCUUUGAUCUUUGCCAGUGGAAGCACUGUUGUGAAGAAUUUAUGAAAAUUGAGAUUAUGUCACCAAGGAAACCACCUUUGUUCUUGACAAAAGAGGCGACCUCAGUCUACCAUGAUAUGAGCAUUGAUUCUCCUAUGAAACUUGAAAGUUUAACUGAUAUAAUACAAAAGAAAAUUGAAGAGACGAAUGGACAGUUCCCUGUUGGUCAGCAUGAAGAGUCCUCGCCACCUCCAUGGGCCUCACUCUUUGAUGGUAAUCAUCAAAUGGUUGUCAUUCAGAAAAAAGUAUUAUCUCCUGGAAGUGAGCAGUUACAUGACGGGAAAGGGAAAAAGAGACGGGCUCCCCUUCCUCCUUCUGAUAAACCUCCAUUCAGCUUAAAAACGCAAUCCAGCAUAGAUCAAUUGGUUAAGGACAAGUGGGGAAAAACUAGUGUAUCUCGGACCUCGCCAUUGGAUGCCAAAUUAUCGACUCUAAUGCAUCACCUGCAGAAACCAGUGGCUGCUCCUCGAAAACUUCUUCCUGCCAGGAAAAAGAGUUUAACUGACAGUGAGCACACAGACACUAAAGCCAGUUUUGAAGCCAAGCCAGUGCCAGCUCCAAGGCAGAAAUCCAUCAAAGACAUUUUGGAUCCUAGAUCAUGGUUGCAGGCACAAGUAUAGAAAACUCUUAAUGUGUAAAACAUUUAUCAAAAUCUAUAACCGUGAGGCUUAAUUCAGAGGCAUUAUAGAUGUAAUGACAUGUAAUUAUGUAGGUAAAUGUGACAGUGAUUUACAUCAAUGAUUAAUAAUCUACUAGUUAUAGAAAAAAAUGUGAGUGAUUUCCCCAGCAAAGUGCAAGAGGCAGUUCCUAGACAAUAUCCUAAUUGUUGGAAGGGUUAAUUUAUUCGUAAAUUAGUACCAGGAAGUGAACAAGAACUACGCAGAAAAAAGCAUUCAAAUUUCUUUUAGGGAGAGACUGUCUAGUAAUUUAAAAUGUGUUAAAUAUGAGCUAUAUUCUCAUUGUGAGAAUUUUAAUAGUAAUGGAAUGUUUCGAAUGUUUUAUUCAAGCCACAAAUUAUAAAAUCCACCCAAGAAAAUUUCUUCUUAGCAUUCUGGAAUUCUCAUCUAAUGGUUCACUGGCUCUCAUCUAUUGUUCAGCUUGGUAGUUUAUAGGCCUGACCUUUUUAAAUUCCUGGGAUACAUUUUGGAAUAUUAAAUUCUUCCAUCUUUAAAGAGAAUUUUAACAUGUUGUUCAAACUUGUUUCCUUGACGAGCCCUGAAAUCCUGUUAUUAACUCUUAUUAGUGAAGCAUAACAUUUAUUAGUUUAGAAGAAUGAUAGAUGAAAUAUUUUUUACAUCCACUUUUCUAUGUGUGAUGCUAAUGUCCAUUGUGACUUUGGAAUUUGGGGAAGUGGGUAGCUGAUUAACGCCUUAAGAUCCAUUUAAUACUUAUUUUAAAAGCAGAUAGCAAAUUCAAAAAUAACAAAAAAUUUGGCCAUGAUAAUAAUUUUCAGGGUUCAUCUUUUUUUUUUUCUUAAUUACCGUAUGCUUAUGCAAUUAACGCGCACCCUCUGUGUUUGUUUGCCAGCCAUGCAUCUUCCCCCUCCCCCAACCAUGAGGUAUUUUCAUAAGCACACUAUCCUUUUUUUUUUUUUUAACAGCAACUUGGAAGAGAAUUGGCAUGGCAGCCUUGUGAGGGAGCCUCGCAGGGGAAGGGCGUGGCCCACAAACACACAGGCAUUAUUUCCAUAAAAAUACAGUAGAUGUCAGCUAUUGAUAUUAUUCAUUUAAAGUCAUAUUUUUACAAUAGUGACAUAGGAAUCAUUUCCAUAGGGGGUAAUUUCCAUAGCAACUAAUCAUAGUGACCCAAACAGGAUUAUGAAAUGGAGUGAGGAGUAAAUAGCAAGAAGAUGAAAUUUCAUUUCUUACAAUAAUGCUUCUUGUAAACAAGAGCUUAACAGUUUGAAAAUCUAAUCAGAAUUUCCAAAUAAAGCAGUUUCCAUAAGAUGUCACCAACAACACUAAAUCUCAAAUCACACCAAACCCUAAAUGUCAUUGGAAGAAAUAAAAAUAAAUGAAUUAAAUUACUGCUCUACGUGUAAUAUUUAGAGAUCUUUUUAAAGCUAGCAAGAGCUCUAUUUGGAUCAGAACUACAUUAUUUUAAAGUAAAAUGAAUACUUGUCAAAAAUAACUUAAUAAUUGAACCUUUUGUUAUUUUUAGACACGUCUUUUUUUUCCCCUGCUUAUGUAGAAUGACGUAACUGCUAUAUUACUUUUGUGUUUGCCCAGGACUCCUGGUAAAAAUUGGGACUCAAGGGAGUAAUGAUACAAAAGGUCUAUUGUGACUGGCAACACCAGGAUAGACUUGGUGAGAAGCAAACCGUAAUAUUUGCCCAGUUUUAGAGACAGUCACACGUAUGAAAACUUUAAAAAGUAGGAUUAAUUUACUUUUCUAGCCAGAAAGAUCUCAUAAAUUUCUGGUGCAAUUGCCAUUCCAGCAAAUGACGUAUUAAAAAUCAAAAGGAUAUUAUUGUUUGUUUAUUUUUUAAACCUCAGUGCUGUUUUUGACAGCAUUUGUGCUUGUUGUUGCCACUAAAUUAUAGAGCUAGAAGAUGCUGCAGGCAAAAUUGUUUCUGAAACUGGCAUCCAAGGAAUUCUUUUUUUCAUAGUUGGUGCCUUCUUUUAUAAUGAGUCAGUAUUUUAACUUCCAAACUAUAUUCUUGUCAUUUUUCCUCAUGCAGAUUUUAGCAGAAAGAAUUUAAGUAAAUCAAGGAAGAAAAUAUAUUCAUAGAGAACUUACUGAGCAGUUGUAGUUGUGUCCUCAGUGUGGAAACUCUGGAACAGGACUGAAACCGUUCUUCUUGGAUCCAUGUAGGUGAAGCCUGACCAAGGACUACCCACCUCCACCCCUGAAAACAAUGCUGUUUGUUUGUUUCUGGGAGAUCCAUCUUACUGCAUGCUACAAAGCCUUGGAAAUCAUCCUGAAGCUCUUAGCUGCAGGUCUUCAGGCCAUAAAAAAACAGUCGUCCAGUCGAUUGCAAUGCAUGGUGACCCCGUGUUGCAGAGUAGAACUCGGCUUCAUGGAGUUUUCAAAGUCAAUGACCUUUCUGUAGCAGAUCAUCAGUCCCUUCUUCCUAGGAGCCU
This is a messenger RNA of Loxodonta africana (African savanna elephant), 4531 nucleotides long. It is a transcript of the gene RTKN2, whose product is annotated as rhotekin 2. Lineage: Eukaryota; Metazoa; Chordata; Mammalia; Proboscidea; Elephantidae. The transcript is spliced from 12 exons. The record is from RefSeq and is a predicted model, not a curated record. Gene Ontology annotation, biological process: signal transduction; positive regulation of cell population proliferation; hemopoiesis. The coding region runs from base 236 to 2068 and encodes 610 amino acids.